AUGGAGGAUGCUCCGCUGAACGACGCGGAGGGCCUGCGUCGCCGGCCAACGCGGACGCAGAGCGGGUCGAGAGUAGACGAAUACAAGCGAGCGCCGGACUUGGUACAGCGAGCGCCGUCCUUACGACGUACCAAGUCCGGCACGUCCGUCGCGAGCCCGCCCGAGAUUGCAAGGGUAAGGUCCUUCGGCGUCGCGCUGUCCAAACGGUCGAGGAAGCUGCGACGACGGCUUCGGAGGAGGUACAAUAGAGCCGCGGAGGCCUUUGAGUUGCUGCACAGAGCGCAGAUCGAACAGAGGCGCUUCCUCAUGGCCCAUCCGACGGCUCUCUGGCGCGUGCUCUGGCGUUUUUUUGUUUUCUGUCUGUUGGUGGGAAGAAUCCUGGCGGACGCGCGCGAGACGUUCGCGGCCGCGCGGUGCGCGCAGGACGAGCUCAUGCAGCCGUGCGUGGAUGCUGCAUUAGGAGAAGCGACGAGAGGCGCGUCUAGAGAUAGGUGGUUCUUCCUCGUGGCCUUCCUCGAGAUCCUGUUCAACCUGCGGACGGGGUCGGUGGAUGCCAAGGGUCAUUUCGACAUGCGGCCCUGGGCGGCUUUUAAAAGAUACAUAAGGUGGCAGUUCUGGUUCGACCUUGUAUUAUUGCCGCCGUGGUGGCUCGUGGUCAGGUACUACUAUACGAAUGAACCGAAGCGGGGCGUCGACGCGCUCAACCUAAGGAUGCUGUCGUGGCUGCGGCGCGCGCCGCCCGUCGACGCGACCGUGAGGUGGUGGCGCGGCGCGGGCGAUUUGAACCAUUUAUUACGUAUACCACCACCAGCACCGGUGAAGCGGUUCUUGGACGACUUUCUGGUGCCCUGGUUGCUGGGCCACGGGUUCGAGCGGUGGUCGCGCGUCGCGAACCGCCUUCCACAGUUAGGAGACCUCGCGUUCGAGUAUCGGGUGUUGAGAAGGACGGUCUACUCGACGCUGGGGUCGGCGAAGCUCGUGUUGUUGGUGCUGGCGGCGCGGCGCGCGCAUAGAGAACGGUUGCUGCUCGUGGCCGCGUUGCGGUCUCGCGCGGCGCGGCGCAUAGCGACGGUGCUCCGCCUCAACGCGGCGCGGAAGCGGCGCGAGCGGCGGGCGUCGUCCAUGCUGUCCCUGACGCUCCCCGACUCGCUGGGGUCGCUGCCCUCGGUCGAGUCGGAAGAGGGCAUGGGCGGCCGCGUGCGCUCGGAACUGCGGCCCGAGGCGCUCCGGAGCCCGCAGUGGUACCGGCGGCUGGAGGCGUCGUCGAACAAGCUGCUCGAGGCGCUCGGGUCGCGGCGGUCGCGGUCGCCCGCAUCAAUGGACGACGAGCACCCCGAGUCGCUGCGGUUCUAGGUUCUUUAGGUUUUGUGUG
Pelagomonas calceolata is the source of this 1372-nucleotide messenger RNA. NCBI's taxonomy places the organism in Eukaryota, Pelagophyceae, Pelagomonadales, Pelagomonadaceae. The record is from the annotation of a GenBank genome assembly.